Messenger RNA from Capsaspora owczarzaki ATCC 30864, 6181 nucleotides. The record is from the annotation of a RefSeq genome assembly. NCBI's taxonomy places the organism in Eukaryota, Filasterea, Ministeriida, Capsasporidae.
CUGCAGCCGCCAGCCGGCAUCCAGUGUUUGCAGCCAUGAUGAUGGGCGCCACCUCUGCAGCUUCAACGACGACCACACGUCCUUCGUUGUUUUCGAGCGCGGCGCCGUCCUCCACAGCAGCAGCUGCAAAGCCCAUGCUCCCGUUCCCGCCUCCCGCUCCCACCAAAGCGCCGUCUAAAGCCACAAAGGGCGCCAAAUCCGGCAAGUCUGGCACACGACCCAUGUCAGCAUCCCCACAGCCGCACACAGAGGAUCUCGACGAAUCCGAGCUGCCAGAGUUUGCCGCAGAGUAUGGCCAAGAUUAUAUUUAUCCCACCAACUAUCAGCUACGCACGUACCAGUUUGAUAUCGUUCGCUCGGCCUUGUUUCAAAACACACUUGUUUGCCUGCCCACCGGUCUGGGCAAAACCUUCAUUGCCGCCGUGGUCAUGUACAACUUUUACCGGUGGUUUCCGACUGGCAAAGUCGUUUUCAUGGCUCCUACCAAGCCUCUUGUCCAGCAGCAGCUCGAAGCCUGCUUUUCCAUCAUGGGCGUGCCCCAGAACGAGACAGUCAUGAUGACGGGCAGCAAAGCGAAAGAGUAUCGGCGCGAGACGUGGCGCUGCAAGCGCAUUCUGUUUGUGACGCCGCAAAUCCUGCAGCACGAUCUCGCUGACGGCGUUUGCAAUGCCCGCGACUUUGUAUGCGUCGUCGUUGACGAGGCUCACAAGGCUCUUGGUGACUAUGCGUAUUGCCAAGUCAUCCGGCACAUGGUUCGCACCAACCGUCGCUUUCGCGUUCUUGCUUUGAGCGCCACUCCCGGUUCCAAUAUGGCUUCUGUGCAGUCUGUGAUUCAAAAUUUGCUCAUCUCGCAUGUGGAAGUGCGCACAGAACAAUCGCUGGACGUGCGAACCUACAUUUGCGGUCGGAAAACUCGGGCCAUCAUCAUCCAGCUGGGCGAUGUGAUUGCCAACAUUCGCGCCAUGCUUUUGCCCGUGCUUGGCUCGUGGCUGCAUCGGCUUUGCGACCGUCGGGCAUUCUCCAACCGCAACCCCGAGAAUGUGACCAAGCAGCAACUGGUCGCAAUUCGCAAAGUCUACAUGGACCGGCCGCCCGACACGCCGGAAGACCCACAGGGCUACCAACACAGCAAGGGCCAAGUGCUAGGCGACUAUGCUGUUGCCAUAUCGCUCUUCCAUGCGUUCGAGCUCCUGGGCAAGUAUGGCGUUCGACCGUUUUACGUCUACCUCAAGUCUGUCGCCCAAGGCUCCAAGUCUGGGAAUCGCUCUCGCUACGAGAUUGUCAACAACGGGACGAUUGGCAAAAUCAUGAACGAUUUGUACCGCCGAAUCGAGCCUGAUGCUCCUCAUUGGACGGCGCCCGACUCUGCUCCAGCGGCUCCUGCUGCUGCUGCUCGUGCCAAAUCCAAAGCCCCAUCUCGCCCAGCGGCUUCUACUGCUCUCAGCAGCGUCGGCAGCGACAGCGAGCAAGAUCAGGCCGUGGUGGGUGACGAUAUCGACGCACUUGUGCUCAAGCCGUCGCAGUCGUCCAAGCAAAAGUCGACCUCCAUCGUGGACAACCCAAAGCUCGCCAAGAUGAUUGAGGUUGUCCGCGAUCACUUUUUACACUUUAAUGAGCGGCAGCGUGCUCGAGAGCAACAGCGACGAAACAAAAGCAGAAGCCAGCCUGCUGUUUCGUCGGGCGAUUCGUCCUUCCAGUCCCCCGCUGCUGGCCGUGGUCUGCUGCCGAACGGCGCAGGCGCGAACUCUGCUGCUGGUGCCAGUCAAAUCGAGAUUGACGGCGACGCGGAGGAGGACGGCGAUGACGAAGAAGAAGAAGAAGAGGUUGUCGACACCAGAGUCAUGAUCUUCUCCGAGUUUCGCGAGUCCGUCCAAGAGAUUAUUGACGCGCUGGCGGAUCAGCAGCCUGUCGUCCGUGCCAUGGCGUUUGUUGGUCAGGCAACGACCAAGGGCUCGAAGGGCUUGACGCAAGAGCAGCAGCUGCGGAUUAUGCGCGCGUUUCGAUCCGGAGACUACAACACGCUCGUCUCUACAUCUGUCGGUGAGGAGGGUUUGGACGUCGGACACGUGGAUCUCAUUGUCUGCUUUGAUUCACAAGCGUCUCCGACACGCAUGGUUCAGCGCAUGGGUCGCACUGGGCGCAAGCGUGAAGGGCAGAUUGUCAUGCUGUUGUACGAAGGCGCGGAAGCCCUGGCCUACCAAAAAAGCGUCGAACGGCAAAAGAGCGUUCAGGAUGUGCUUGAGCGACAGAUCAAAUCGUUCGUCAUGUAUCCGACGCCUCCGCGCAUGAUUCCGCUCAAGUUUGUGCCCAAGGCAACGAAAACGGUUGUAAAGACGACCGACUUUCUGCACAACGCGUCCCCAAUGUCGCGACGACGAAUGCUGCGCGAAGCCAGUCGCAAUGCGGCCAAGGAGGCAGCGGGUACCACUCCCGCUCCGGCGUGGGCUCUCACCGGGUCCGAGCAGCAAGAGUACGAUUCCAACUUUGCCGUCGAGCCGUCGGCCAUCGAUAUUUUUGCCCCCACAACAGCUGCUGCUCGUCGAGCCAAUCAGGCUGCCACGAUACACGGUGGUCGUUCUCGCCAGCGCCACGAUGCGGUCGACAAGAGGGCUUCGCAGCAAGCGCGCAUGGAGCUCCGGCGCGACGAUGGAGCCGAGUCGUCGUCCGAAGAAGAAGAAGAAGAAGAGGCUUCUGCCGACGAGCAGCCCAUAAAUACGCCCAGUGUAGUGCAGCAACUGCUCGGCAACAGCGGACUGGGACUCGUCUCCCGUCGAGGCGCGAAUGCCCAUGUGCCCGAGCACAGCAUUCUUCACUCCAGCGAGACGCAUCUGAUGAAACGAGUGGUGGCGACAGUCAAUGACCUCGCCUUCCAGUCCACCCAAGAGUUUGCGGCCUUUGAGCAGGCGCAACAGGAUUUGGUGCUCUGGAUGGACGUGAUGCCGGAUCCCCAGGCCGUGAGCAGCUCCACGACGUUUCCGCCAGAGCUUGCACCAAACGGCGCUCGGCAGGAGAUUGCAGCACCGGCGGCCACUUUGAGUCGAGGGCACCGAUCGUUCUCUCUCGGGCUCGAGGCGAUUAAUCAAGCAGAGGAUGAGCUUUUCCGGCGGCGAAUGCACUCGGACGACGACGACAAUGACAGCUUGGAUGAUGAGCUGAUGAACACCACAUUGACCAGUUCCGUUUUGCCGGCCGCACGGGCGAAUUCGACUUCUGUUGGGAGGGCUUCCAGUGUUGUUGCGCGAGCCUCGGCGUCUGUGCUUCCCACCGGUUUGAAUCCCAAACUCCAAUCCGCCCAGGGUCGAAGGGAGACUUCUCCAGCAACAUUGAAUUUGCUCUCUAAGAGUCUCGAUCCGCUGCAGCCUCCAGCUGUUUCAGCUGUUCUCGACCCCACUGGCCCUGUCAUUCAAGCGGCACAUUUGGCAUUCCCCCAAAGCGUUCCGGCAAGCAAUGUCACCUUUUUUGAACGCUUGCCUGACGAUGCAAACUUUUCGAGUUUUGUCCAGCUGGAUCCCGUUCCAUCCAUUUCAAGCCGUCCACUCCCCUAUCAGCAGUUUGCGACUUCCUCGGGCUCGACAUUCGACCCGAACGCUGCUCGAGACGUGUGGCAGUUUUACGACGGUGACUUGGAGCAGACUUGGCUGGCUGCACGCGUUCCAGAGAUUGUGCAGAGCGUCAGUUCAGUUGGCCUGGCCUCCUUGUCCCCAACCGUUGUGUUUCGUGCCAGAUCCGAAGGUCCUGACGCAGCUCAGAAAGGUCUGCUCAGUUCCAGUCCUGUUGCCAUGCGUGACUCGCCAAAAGUCAGUUCUGCCGCUCUGGGUGCCUCUUGCAUGCCGCCGCAAGAGUUACAGCUGGAGCGAUCGUCUUCCUGGGACGAGUUUGCCGAAGAUGCCGUGGACGACUUGAUUGGCGCGGUGCCUCUUUCCAUGCUCGCAGACGUUUCUUCUUCAACGCCUGAACGGACCCGACUUUCGUUGUCAGUGGAUGCCAAUGCCUCUCCUGUUUCUACCAAACCGUCACUGUCCAGUCAAUUACUCCAUCCUGUGCACGCCGAGGCUGCAUCACAGAUGCGCUCAUCACAGGUGCGCAACCUUCCAAUCGAAACCGUCGAGAUUGUGGACGAUGAGGACGAUGCAGAUGACGUUCUCGCCAACGUGCCUUUGUCAAAUCUGCUGCAUCCAACGAGCACGUCCCCAACAAAGGCUCCGGAACCAGCUCUUCCGCUGCCACUGGCUCCUGCGGUGGCGACGACCGAUCAAGAGAGCGUUUUGAGACGGCCGGGUUUGAAUGACGAUGAGUUUGACCUCGACCCGAACGACUUUGCUGAUUUCGACUUGAGUGACAGCGAACAAGGCAUCCCUUCGUCGUCGCUCAUCAAAGCCGCGGAUCUCCCUUCAGCGCUCGAAGCUGUCGUGUCAUCGAGCCAUCGCACCUUGCUCUCAUUCCGACCGCAGCAGGAGGUGAGGGAACUUGGCUCACCCGAGUCUAUUCCUGUCGAGCCACCAGCCAGUGUGCGUAGCUCUGUGAAGCGGCGCCAUGCAGAGUCAGAGCCGGAGGAUGACCUCAUGGGGUUUUUAUCUCCCACCGCCAAUCACUCCCAUGCCGAAGUCAUGGCCGCUGAGGCGAGUCCCGAUGGGCCGCAACUUUCAGCGCUGGCUACGACUGGUCAUAGCGAUCAAAGCAAUGCGCCACAAGCUCAGAAGCAACAUCCGACCAAGCGUGUGCGCUGCGCAGUCUUGUCCCAGGACUCGCCACAGGUCACUCCAAUCAAGCAGCAACAACAACAACAGGAACAACAACAACAGCUCCAAUCAUCUUCGCAAUUUCAGCCGCGCCCUUCGCCGCUCGUAGUUUCGGAUUCAGGCACUCCCAUCAAGCGCUUGCGCUCUGGCAUGGAGCUCUAUCGACCGUCUCGUGCGUCCAAAGCCGUGAAACGCAAGAAAGUCGUUCUUUCCGACGAUGACGCCGCGGAUGGCGACGAGGGCGAGUCUGACGACGCCAAGGAUAGCGAUGGCCGUGCUGACAACUCUGAAUCUCCUGCGCCAAAGCAUCGCCAACCAAAGUCCCAUCCGGUCCGCCGCUCCAAAUCGGUGGCCACAAUGCCUCAGCGCCACCGCUCUCGGUUUGUGGACGACGAAGCCGAAUUUGGCGACGCCAGCUCCGAGUCGGAAGCCGAGGAAGGGGCGGUCGUGGGCUCGCCAGAUGGUCGUGCCGCGGCUGCAGCGUACAACGACAGUGGCGAUGAGGACGAGAAUGACCUUGGCGGCGAGAAUCCGGACGAGUACGACAUGAAUGACAGUUUUAUCGACGAUGGCGGUCCAUCGAGUGGCGCACAUCCUGGCGCAAGGCGGCCCCGCGCUGUCGCAAGCAGCGCAGACAGCGGUGGCUCACCGCGGUCGAGUGCGGCUUCUGAAGGGCAGGCGUCCCAAGAACAAGGCAACCUGUACCGCACUUCGCUGCUCAACACGCCGCCGCUCAACAGGCUUGCAGGGAUUGGUCGCAUGCGCCACGUGAUUGAGAGUCGCGUGGCGAACAUUCGAGCUCGACGUGACGCGGGCCUCUUUGACGAUGAUGAUGAUGAGGAGGAGGAUGACAACGACGACGAAGCAGAAGAGGACGAUAGCGAGGACGAGCUGGAGAAUGAUAGUCCAAGCCCCAGGCGCCAAGGAACUGGUGGUAGCGAUGAUGAUUUUGAGAGCGAAGCGCGCGCACCACACCACAAUUGCAUCGGUUUCAACUGCAAGAGCCUCGAUCUCUGGCAGCGGCGGGCUCUGCGGCCUCGGUGGCUCCACCCUCGACGUCUCACCAACCUGUCUUGUUCCAUCGAUAUCAACAAGCUGCUGCGGUCGCUGCUGCCUCGUCCCGGCCUCAUCAUUCUGCUCAAGCGGGUCGCAUGGUUGUCGGACACUCAACAACAAGGGGCUCGCCGGCCUUUCCACCCAGCUCUUUCAUUCCGCCCCUACAACAGCAAGCCCAACGUGCGAUCAACCCAUCCAGCUUGUUCAGGCGCAACGCAGGCUCCUAUCAUGCUUCGUCCACCACUGGCAACAGAGACACGCGGUAGCGUCAAAUGUCAAGUUGGUGGAAUUCGUUCUUGACUGUUCUUGCGGUGUGCCGUUGUACAAAAUACACGGGGUUUGAUGCCAUCAACGCGCUUCAGCGCUAUGUGCCAUUCCUCUCUCAC